CUCAUAACAUAUGUUCCUUCAACAAGUUAAUAAGUCUUUUCAAGUUUUGCAUAAGCAGCUAACAACACUAGCUUUUAUGUUCCUUCCUCUGCCCAAACAAACAACAAAAAACAUUAUAUAGCUAAAAAGCUAGCUAGAACAUAGUGACUCAUAGCAUAGAGAAUAUAUUGAUUAUACAUGGCAUCAAUGGAAGACAUCAACAUGUGUACUGAGCAAAUUACACUUCCAGGAUUCAGAUUUCACCCCACAGAAGAAGAACUCCUUGAUUUCUAUCUUAAGAAUAUGGUUGUUGGCAAAAAACUUCGUUAUGAUGUCAUUGGUUUUCUCAAUAUCUAUCACCAUGAUCCUUGUGACUUGCCAGGUUUGUCAAAGGUUGGGGAAAGAGAAUGGUAUUUUUUCGUGCCAAGGGACAAAAAACAUGGUAGUGGAGGAAGGCCUAACCGCACAACUGAAAAAGGUUUCUGGAAAGCCACCGGUUCGGACCGGAAAAUCGUGACGUUAUCGGAUCCGAAACGCAUAAUUGGGUUGAGGAAGACGUUGGUUUUCUAUGAGGGAAGAGCUCCAAGAGGAACCAAGACUGAUUGGGUUAUGAAUGAAUACCGUUUACCUGACAAUAGCCCCUUGCCUAAGGACAUAGUAUUAUGCAAGAUAUAUAGAAAGGCAACUUCCUUGAAAGUGCUUGAGCAAAGAGCAGCAGAAGAAGAAGAGAUGAAACAAAUGGUGGGUUCCCCUACAUCUUCCCCACCUUCCUCUACAGACACAAUCUCCUUCAACUACACACAACAAGACCAAAACAUGUCCAUGCCCUUAUUAUUUCAACAAGUCAUUCCUAAGAAAGAAUCUGAACAUGAAAUAAUUAAAACUGAAGAUAUGGUUUCUUUGUCAAGUCAUGAAAAAAUUGUGAAAGAUAACAAAAAACCUUGUGGAACAUCUUUGCAAUUGCCCUUAGGGAAGGACAAUGUACCUGAGCUUCAGUUACCUAUAGCUGCUGAUUGGACCCAAGAUACAUUUUGGGCUCAGUUUAAUAGUCCUUGGCAACAUAACUGGAGUGCUUACACCAAUAUCCUGAAUUUUUAAUUAAUUAAUUAAUUAAUGACUUUGUGUUAAAUUAAUCAAAUGCAAGUUUAUUAGUAUCUUUUUAUUUUGGAAUUUAUGUAUAUCAGUCAUUUAAUUAAUAACGUAAAUUAUUGUGAUACAAGCUGAAUUAAUUAGGCAGGUAGUAUAUUCGUUCAAGUGGUGUGAGUUUUGCAUGUGAAACUUGACAAUUCUACCCGGUUCUUAGAUGAUAUAAUAUUAGAUGUAAUAGUUAGUUACAAUAAUUAGUUACACCUGUUAGAUUAGUUGUUCAUGUUGGCUAUAAAAGUCUUGAUGUAUCCUUUAAUGUAAUCAACAAUUCUCCUAUUAAUCAAUAUACUUUUCUUU
Medicago truncatula (barrel medic) is the source of this 1422-nucleotide messenger RNA. RefSeq names its product NAC domain-containing protein 6. The record is from RefSeq and is a predicted model, not a curated record. Lineage: Eukaryota; Viridiplantae; Streptophyta; Magnoliopsida; Fabales; Fabaceae. The coding region runs from base 178 to 1077 and encodes 299 amino acids. The transcript has 3 exons. Gene Ontology annotation, molecular function: DNA binding. Gene Ontology annotation, biological process: regulation of DNA-templated transcription.